AUGAAACUGUCCCUCACCCUCGCCACUCUGGUUGGGCUGGCCGCUGCCAAUCCCAGACCCCAGCUUCCUACUCCCGAUGUGCCUCCUCCACCUCUGACCUCUCACUUUCCUCCCGACGACGAGCAUACCCUUGAGCCUACAACGACGUCGACUUCCACCUCCAAGGGCGCUCCGCCUUCAGAUCCUACCAGAGCACCGCCCGUGCCAGAUGGAGCCAUUUGCGAAUGCGGCUACACCUAUUGCGCAUCCGUGCUGAUGGGCAUGAAAAAGCCGUGGUCGCAGAAACAGCUGUCCGAGGCGUACUGCAACACGCCCAACGCCAGCUGCGACAAGAACGUGCCGGCCACCAACAUCUCGUCGGCGCUGUACAUUUGCCUCUGCGACGACCCGGACCAAAAGGUCGGCACGAACCUGGAUCUUGUGUGCGGGUGCGACAAGUGUCUCAACAUCGGGCCCGACUUCCGGGGCCGCUGUGAGACUCCGUGCCACGCCGGCAACUGCCAGAUGCAGCUGUGGUGA
This is a messenger RNA of Trichoderma citrinoviride, 519 nucleotides long. RefSeq lists its product as hypothetical. Bases 1 to 519 code for a protein of 172 amino acids. The transcript has 2 exons. The record is from RefSeq and is a predicted model, not a curated record. Lineage: Eukaryota; Fungi; Ascomycota; Sordariomycetes; Hypocreales; Hypocreaceae.